Molecule: messenger RNA, 306 nt
Organism: Sparassis crispa
Lineage: Eukaryota; Fungi; Basidiomycota; Agaricomycetes; Polyporales; Sparassidaceae
Exons: 2
Coding region: 1-306 (101 amino acids)
Source: RefSeq, a predicted model, not a curated record
AUGAAGGACUUGGCCGAAAUCCCCCCUCGACCACGAACAAGGCGGGGGUUCUUCCGCCCGCACGAUACGUUGACCUCGUGCGAGGUAGAGCCGUACAUCGCACCCCCAGCUCCUCGGCUGCGGCCUAUUGCUCUUCCAGCCGUGGCACCACUGCCAGACUGGCAGCAAGACGCAUCCAGCGACGAAGGCGGAUACGGCUAUGCGCAAACCUGUCUGUCAUCUCCUGAAGGCGGAGUAGUCCCGUCUUUGGAGCCAGGCCUCCAAGUUGGCCUUCCCAGUCCAGGCGGUCGUGGUGGACAUACCUGA